This is a messenger RNA of Paramormyrops kingsleyae, 2475 nucleotides long. RefSeq names its product leucine rich adaptor protein 1-like. Gene Ontology annotation, biological process: positive regulation of cytokine production; positive regulation of canonical NF-kappaB signal transduction. NCBI's taxonomy places the organism in Eukaryota, Metazoa, Chordata, Actinopteri, Osteoglossiformes, Mormyridae. The record is from RefSeq and is a predicted model, not a curated record.
UCCUAGCGGUCCGGUGUUAUUUUGAGUUUACGCGAGCUGCGGUUCGUCUGUGGAUUACGGUUACGGGCGUUUUACUGCUGAACUUACGGUAGUUAAGAAAUGCGUUUCGUGUUGUCGGGGGCUGACUGCUCUUACCCAGGUGUGAUCUGUCAGUGUUUAUUGGGAGCCAUCUUCCGUGGUUUGAUCCCUUGGAAUGCGGUCAUGGAGAAAACUAUUUAUAGCAUGUGGAUCUCAGAUAUGUGCGAUUUAUUCUGUGCGGCAGGUAGAUGUUAUCAUCAGCACCGAGAAAGCUGUUCUUUUAAAUGUAUUUAGAUAACGGGGAAUUUCCUAUUUUUGCGCAUUCUUCUGUUUGUUUUGAGGAACUGAGCAACGCUGGUAGAGAGAUUAAGUUGUCAGGAUUUCUUACAAUAAAUGUGCACUUUACAGUCUGCUUAGGCUGAUCAUCAGGAUAUAUAUACCAGGACGGGGGGUAUAAUGGAGGAGGUUAAUGCCGGUGAGCCCCUGUUAGAUCUAAAAGAUCUCGAAAUUAAAGUCGGAAGAAAGGCGCCCGAAGCGCUGAUUAAAUGGAUGCGGGAAGACGCUCUACACCUCGGGGAGCGCAAGUUAAGUACCGCGGAAAGAAACGACCGAGACCCCAAGACCGAUGCACUCGCUGACAAAAUAAAGAAUUUAAAGCAAGACAUGCUGUCCCUGCGUUCCCUGGACGUCCGCAUCCUCCGCCAGCUGGUGGCGCUGCACGAGGGCAUGGAGUCGCUGCGGUGGCUGUUGGAGGAGCGUGGCCCCCUGCCCAGCCGCUGCAGCAGCCUGACAAGCAGCCAGUACAGUCUGGCCGAGGGGCCCGACACCUCACUGCGGGGCAGCUGGAGCAGCCUGCAGGACCCCAGCGACCGGCUCGACAACAUCUCCGUCGGCAGCUACCUGGACACGCUGGCCGACGACACCGACGAGUAUUGUUCCGCCGAGACGGGCCUAUCCUCCACCCCUCUGGUAUCGGAGGCAGGCGGGCGAGCAGGGGCUGGCCCGGGCUCCCCCCUCGUCAAACCCGAGGUUCCCAGAGAAGAGGCACGGACAGUGGCUAAGCUAGCCCACGAUGGCGUGGAUCCCCGGAGAAUGGCCUCCACCCUGAAUGAUGGUUGCCAGACGCGUGCGGGGGAGGCAAACUGUGUCCCGGAUAAGGCAGGCUGGCGUGGGGGUGGCCAGGGCCCUGCUCGGCCGUGCCCCGGCGAAAAACUCGCCAAAAAUCCCGAUGCCAAGGUGAAGGCCUACCAGAACGGUAAGGUGGAUCCGGAGGGCUGCAGACUCAACGGAAGAGUGAACCUGGAACACGAGGCUCACUGGAAGUGGGUGCAGUCGCAGGAUGAUGUGACGUUCCUCUGAAGGGUCGCCCUACAUGCUCCGCAGGAGCCCCGCGCCUCACCCCUGAGCCUCACCCCUCCACCCCCCUGACACCCUGAUCAAAUUCAGUGUCGUACACGAGGUCCGGACAGAAAUCUGGUUCUGACGACAUAGCACUUCCACCAAGUCCACGUGCAAGUGCAUCAGGAGGUAAUGUACUGCCCUUUAGGACUCGGUACCAGAAAGCCUGUCAUUUUGACUGAGGGAGGGGGGGCACUGGCAGCAAGUGUUCCCGCCGGAUGGCAGAAGUGGAGAAAUGAGAAAGUUUUGGAUUUUGGAUUUAACACAAAUGUAUCUGACUGAAAUGUUUGGUCUGAACAACCAUGAGACUCAACCUCACUAACAAAGUACCUUAAUAUUCAAAAAUCUAGCUGUUUACAUUAAAAUAUAGUAACAAGAGGAUCGAUUCGGAUAUCGAUUAGUUUGGACUGGCCUGGGUUAGACACAUUGACCAAACGUUGUGAGGAUCAGGGUGAACAAAUAAACUGAUCGAUUCACAUUUGGUUGGAGCCUCCUCAUGAAAAUGACCUUUAAGUGUCAUUGCUGGAGACACUAUUCAGCUGACUCAUGGACUUUGUAUGGAACAGAUGUUUUAAACCGUCUCCAUCUAUUCUAGGACAAUAUGAUGUCGGCAAGAUCUGUCAACUGUGUAGGGUUAAGCGUACAGAUUCCAUUACACCCAGAGAUGCAUCUUGAUUUGCUGUACAGAAAUUGUUCAUAAUGAGAAAUAUGAACCCGAUGAUGUUUUUAACAUAACUGCAUGCAAUUCAACACUGCUGUACAUUAUAAGGAAUGGUAAAUAUUCUUGUAUGUAGACUAAAUCCUUAACUGUAAUAGGUCUGACACCCCAUUCACAUCUAAUCAAAACCUUCCAUGUGACUGCAGGUUAAUGCCAGGGUGUAAAAGGGAAGGACAACAGCCCCCUUUGACUGACCAAUCAGAACUUUAUAAAGGUACAUUAGUAAACCCCCCCCAAAUCAACCCUGCGGCUCAUCAGAAGCUGUUUCCGGUAUCCCAAUUAGAAUUAGGUGAUCAGUGGUCAUUGUUAACACAGCACAGCACACAGUGCGCAACAACAAA